GUCUUCUUCCCCAGCGGUGGAGAGAGAAUCGAAGGCCAGAAGCUCUGAUUGGUUUGAGCCUGUUCCGCGACUUCGCAGCCUCCUCCGGUGUCUCCGAUCACCGAUUGGGCUUCUCCUGCUUGGCCUGGUCUCUCAGCUUGUGUUUGUAGCUGAGAAACCAGAGAAGAGUUAUUACCCUGUGGAGUUGAUCAGAAAGCUUCCAGUUUCAUUGGAAGGAGUGUCCAAGAAUGAGUGUUAUGAAGCGGUAUGUGCUGCGGUUAUUCAUAUCAUUGAAGUACAUCACAGCAAAUGUCGUUGACAGAAAUAAUGGUCGAAUUGUUGUAACAGCAUCUACAAUUGAACAUUCAGUUAAGCACUCACUGGAGUGUGGGCGCUCUUGCAAUGCAAAGGCAGCAUCAGUUGUUGGAGAGGUGCUCGCUAUGCGACUUAAGGUGGAAGGUCUUGACCAGGGACAAGGACGAGGAAUUCAUGUUAAUGUGAAUAGUGAAGUUGAGAAGAAGGGUUUCAAGAACCGUACCAAGGUAUGGGCUAUUGUCAAUGCUCUUAAAAACAAUGGAGUUAAACUUGUUCUUGAUGAUAAUGAUGAAACCAGUUCGCGGCCAAGUUAAUAAAUAAAAUAAUCCGUUUUACC
This is a messenger RNA of Argentina anserina (silverweed cinquefoil), 631 nucleotides long. RefSeq lists its product as uncharacterized. Bases 228 to 608 code for a protein of 126 amino acids. Gene Ontology annotation, molecular function: structural constituent of ribosome; 5S rRNA binding. Lineage: Eukaryota; Viridiplantae; Streptophyta; Magnoliopsida; Rosales; Rosaceae. Gene Ontology annotation, biological process: translation. The record is from RefSeq and is a predicted model, not a curated record. The transcript has 2 exons. Gene Ontology annotation, cellular component: ribosome.